Messenger RNA from Ruditapes philippinarum (Manila clam), 726 nucleotides. RefSeq lists its product as uncharacterized. The transcript is spliced from 2 exons. Bases 106 to 726 code for a protein of 206 amino acids. Lineage: Eukaryota; Metazoa; Mollusca; Bivalvia; Venerida; Veneridae. The record is from RefSeq and is a predicted model, not a curated record.
CUAACAGUAGAUGAAAAAUUUUGAAUUUAUUUGUUUAUAGAUGCAAUUUGGAAGCAAAAAGAGUAUAGUGUCUUUUAUGAACACAGAGACAUUCUACUUGAUUAUAUGGAGAAACUUGGAAUCAUCGCUAAACCACACCAGUUUCCACAUGUAACUAAUGAAACAGAUUACUACUUUGCUCCGUGUGUCCUGAAAACACCACCGCCAGAUGAUUUGUUAAUUCAAAAAGAGAGCACGGACAGUAGAUCCACCAGUAAACUGUGUUUGACAACCGAAUUGCGAUUUCUACCCACAGCUGUCUUCAACAAGCUCCUAGCAGCUUGUAUCAACAGAUUUGCACUGCCAGAAUCGGAUGCGAAACAUUUAAUUUUCUGUGGAUAUGCAGUUUUAGAUCUCGAAGGAAAUCAUACCAUUCAUUUGUAUUUUUUCGAUCACGUCAUUCAGAUUUGGAUUACAAAAUUUAGCUCCAAGAAGGAAGAGCCAUCCAAUCGUUUAUGUUCUCAAGUUUAUGCUUUUGUCUUAGACAUUCUCGCCAACGGCUUGCACCUUUCGGAUCAUCUGAAGGUGUUCUUCAAAUGUCAGUCUUCUCAGCACAAUUCAAAUGAAAACAUGUUUUCGGAAGAACGACUUUUAAAAGGUACAGAUGUUGUUUGUAAAUGCAGAGCCGGAUGGCACGUGUUACAAUCUAAUGAGCUUACCAAUUACUGGCAUUGUAAGUACAUGUAG